GGGCUGGUCUCGUUGUCACAGUUAUGACCACUUCCUGUGUGAGAAUGAAAACACACGCCCAUCCCUCAUUACAGUCCAGACACUGAGCAGAGAGGAUCUCUCCACAGCUCUCGUAUAUCCCCCUCCCCAUGUGCUGACUUCUGGUUUCCUGUGAGCAAAGACCUGUGUGCAGUGAGUGCAGCAAUGGCUGCAGCAAACAGAAAUCCAGUUACUGAGCUAAAGGAGGAACUGACUUGCCCUAUUUGCCUGGAUCACUUUAGUGAACCCGUUUCUAUUGAAUGUGGGCACAGUUUCUGCCGAACCUGCAUUAACCGCUCCUGGAGAGGAAUUCACAGCUACUUCGAAUGUCCCCAGUGUCGAAACGUAUCCAGAUGGAAGUUUUUACGGCCUAAUCGCCUUGUGGAAAAUAUGGUGGAGAUAACUGAACGUCUUGCUGCCUCUAAAAUUUCUCCAGUCAGUAAGAAGCAAUGUGAAAAGCACCAGGAACCAAUGAAACUCUAUUGUCAAGUGGACGGGCGGGAAAUUUGCUUGGUGUGCCGAGAGUCAGUGGAGCAUCGGACCCAUACUGUGAUACCAGUGGAGGAAUCUACGAGAGAAUUUAAGGUUCAGCUCAGAGAUCGCCUUCAAACAUUAAGGAAAGAGGCAGCAACCAUCAUUCAAACAAAGUCUGAGGACAAGCAAAAAGUUGAGAAACUUCAGAAGGAAAUUGAGAAAAAGCGCAGAAUGCUGGCCUCUGAAUUUGAAAUCCUGCGUGAGAUUUUAAAUGAUCGUGAGAGAGAACUCAAAGAUCGUUUUGAAGUGAUUGAGAAACUGAUCAUUCAAAGAACAAAUGAAAAGACCAGUAAGCUGAACGAAAAGCUGUCAUCUCUCCAGAAACUCAUCAUGGAUAUUGAGCAAAAUGUCCUCCCUCCUAGUCAGAUAUAUGAGGAACCAAAAUCUGCAGUGGGCAGACUUUCUCAGAAUCUAAGUGAUCCUCAGCAGAAGCCUUCACAUGGUGGGACAAUGCCUGCAACAUUUGCCCUCAAGAGAUUUACUGUUCCUGUGACCUUGGACCAUAAAACUGCCAAUCCUAAUCUGAUUAUUUCUGGAAAUCGAAAAAUCGUCCGAUAUGAGGAGUAUCCAAAGAAUCUGGUCAAUUAUCCUGAAAGAUUUGACAUGAAACCUUGUGUCUUAGGAAGCACAGGAUACCGAUCAGGGAAACGUUACUGGGAAGUAGAAGUGGGUGGUGGGAUAUAUUGGAGUGUUGGGGUCGCCGCACACUCUGUUUGCAGAAAAGGACCCUUUAAGAUUGAGCCUAGUGGUGGUAUUUGGGCCAUUGGCUUACUUGGGAUGUACACUGACAGAUAUUAUGCUUUCACCAGUCCCGACAUACUCUUGCACCCCAGGGACCGCCCUGUCGUCGUUGGUGUAUUUCUGAACUGCGAUGAGCAGCGCGUUUCCUUUUUCAAUGCCGACAGCUUUGAGCAUCUUCACACAUUCAACGACGUGCAUUCCGCUGAUAAAAUCUUCCCCUUUUUUUGUGUUGGAGCAAUGGGAACAGAACUGCGACUUGAUAUCUGAGUUUUUUUGAGUAGAAUCAUGCAGAUUUAGUCAGAUAUGAAUCAUAGAUUCUUCUUUUUUCAUAAUAUAAAUUUCCACCGAAUUUUGGUAUUUCUUAAUUUUCUUACAUAUCCUGCAAUAUCACGCCACAUAUAUAAUUGCUGCAUAGGCUUGAGUCUGGUAAUUGGCCAUUGUUAGAAAAUGGAGCUAUUGCCAUUUUUAAUAAUGUCACAUGUUCGGGCUGGGCCUGCUUCCUGUAUGUAGGAGGGCAGAUUGGGAAGUUGUAGAUCUACAACAGGAAAUUAUUUAAAAAAUUUCAAAUCAGAGGUGCAAUGUGCUCUGUGCCAGUUGUGGCUCCAGAACCCACCAAAAACCUUCAGACCACAAUGUUUUUCAUAUUCUCAUGUACUGUAUCCUUACUACCAUGUCUUUGUUCUAAUAUAUAAAUAAAGGAUAAAGUGCAGUAACGGAACUAGGUGGGGGUGGGCCAUGCAGCCAGGCCCCCUCCCUCGUCGGUGCGCAUUUUCUUUGUGGCUGCAAACUACUCCAGCCGGCUGCAGCGCAAUCGAUCUGCCGGGGGGGUGCGGGCCCUGUUGCACCCCGUGCCAGUAGUUAUGCCGCUGAUACAGUGGUAUAAACAUACAAGGCAAAUAGUUGGGUGAUCAGGGACCCUGCAGGAGUUUUCCUGGUAUUCUAGUGGGUUAUUCCAAGCAGGGUUGCCAGGUUGGCUGGUUUCUAGCCAAAUUGGGCUACUAAUUUAAAGUCCGGGCAGGUUUUGAAAGUAUAAACUAGCCAAGGUAUGGAUUUGGGCUACUUUUUGGCUGGUUUAUACUUUGGAAACAGCCAAAGCUUUUUCUAGCCCUAAUGUGCCAAACCUGAGUGUUCCAAUUCUUGCAUUUUCCAGUGAUUUUGCUCAAUUUCAGACAAUUUUGGGACAAAAAUCUGCUGGCCACCAAAAUGGCUAGAGGUUGAAUUUUUUACCAAUAUUUAUUGACAUUUUAUAUGUAUUUGGGCCUCAUGGGGCCCUAUACCUCCUGGGCCCCCCUCUGUAGUUAUGCCCCUGGUGAAGGUGGCGAGUAUUUCCCAUUUUGCUUCACGAAAAAAUGUGCAAAUCAGUAAAUAUUGAAAAAGGCGUAUUUUCACAUAUAUUCAUUUAUUUUUUAGACUUUUUUUUAACUGCAAAUGUGUUAUUUUGGGCUACUUUUGAAGUGCCUCUCAGCUAGUUUUGGGCUGGUUUUGAAAAUUACACCUGGCAACCCUGAUUCCAACCCUGUGUCCUUUCUAGUGCAAGUGCUAAAGGUUCUUCUUCCCAUGGGCAUGUCAGUCCUUGUACCUAUCCCACUGCAAAUCAGCCCUAUUGUGUCACACGGUUUAGCACUUUUAAUAAUUUUAAUUGUUUCUCUUUCAUUUAACAGACAUAGAUUAAGGAUACAUGUUUAUCGGUGUUUACAUCACCCUGUACAAAUAUAAUUUUCUUAAAAAAAAAAUGGUAAGAAUAGAAAUCAAUUUUUUCGGAAGGCUGGAGAUUUUUAAGUAUUUCAAAAAGCAAGAAGAAUAUUUACUGCCAUUUUAAUUAGCUUUACUAAAACAUGGAUAUUAUUGUUUGCUUUAUGUCAGGUGGGGAAAAGGAUAUACAGAUGAACUGUUGGGCUAUGACCAUAUUUGGAAAAAGUACAUUUAAUUAAAAUGCUUUUGCAGUUUUUAUUUAAAAAAGACACCAAUUCUGCAGUAUAAGUCUCUGUUAUUCCUUUCUUGCUGGAGAUUAGAAAUGGAUAUAAUAAAAUGUAUUCAUUUCAA
Xenopus laevis (African clawed frog) is the source of this 3336-nucleotide messenger RNA. It is a transcript of the gene trim39.L, whose product is annotated as tripartite motif containing 39 L homeolog. The coding region runs from base 184 to 1560 and encodes 458 amino acids. The transcript is spliced from 7 exons. Lineage: Eukaryota; Metazoa; Chordata; Amphibia; Anura; Pipidae. Gene Ontology annotation, molecular function: zinc ion binding. The record is from RefSeq and is a predicted model, not a curated record.